AUGGCGCUUCUUGAGACGCUGAUGCUAUCAACAUCAGCCCUACAUGCAUCAAAGUUCCUGGGAUCGUAUGAAGAUCUUCUGUCCUUCGACAAGGACCGACGGAAACUUGAUGUUCAGUUCUCUAGAAUGGAGAAAGUGUCUUCCGUUGCUGACGAAUGUCAAUACGUCAGUGCAAAAGAAAUGAGGAACAGGAAUAAGAAUCGGUAUUCAAACAUUCUCCCAGAUCACAUGCCUCACUUGACUUCUUCUGGAAAGAGGUCUGAACCUGAUUACAUCAACGCUGUUUUCCUACCGAACUACAAGAAAAAGGGUGCGUUUAUCGUCACUCAGACACCUCUACCAGCAACCAAGACUGACUUCCGGAGGUUGGUUGUUGAACACGAUGUCCAUACAGUCGUAAUGAUGAACAACAAGAGUGAGAUGAAGACACGUAAACUUCAACAAAUACAUUUUGAGGGUUGGCCGGGUGUUCAGCGUUGCCUUCUUCUCCUAAGGAUGAAUGGAGCAGACAGAAGCGGCUUGUUCUGUGUUGUGUCAGCAGUCUUGGAGAGGAUGAAGAUUGAACAAGACGUUGCUAUUACCCAGGUCAUCAAUGAUAUGAGGAACUACAGGGAACAGAUUAUUCCCUCUGUGGACCAGUUACAGUUUGUGCAUGAAGUAGUCAAGGAAUAUAUUCUACAAAAUGAAACAUACUCCAACUUCACAGGAUGA
This is a messenger RNA of Mya arenaria, 711 nucleotides long. RefSeq names its product receptor-type tyrosine-protein phosphatase alpha-like. Bases 1 to 711 code for a protein of 236 amino acids. Gene Ontology annotation, biological process: protein dephosphorylation. The transcript has 7 exons. Gene Ontology annotation, molecular function: protein tyrosine phosphatase activity. The record is from RefSeq and is a predicted model, not a curated record. NCBI's taxonomy places the organism in Eukaryota, Metazoa, Mollusca, Bivalvia, Myida, Myidae.